Messenger RNA from Manduca sexta (tobacco hornworm), 1546 nucleotides. Its product is annotated as glycine cleavage system H protein, mitochondrial. Lineage: Eukaryota; Metazoa; Arthropoda; Insecta; Lepidoptera; Sphingidae. Gene Ontology annotation, biological process: protein lipoylation; glycine decarboxylation via glycine cleavage system. Gene Ontology annotation, cellular component: cytoplasm; glycine cleavage complex; mitochondrion. The record is from RefSeq and is a predicted model, not a curated record.
UUCCAGUACCAGUAACAUAAUAAAUAAGUGGCUUAUAUUGUGUGAAUAAUUUUCACAAAGUUUGUCGAUAUUUCAUUACGCGUCCUACAUAAGCAUCGAAGCAGUAUUUAAUAUCCUUUAAUUUUUUGUUAAGAAUAUGACAAAUGUUAUUGAUUGAUAUUCUGUUGCGAAAAAUAGUGUUAUAAAAUAAAUGACCUAUUACUACAUAGAAAGAACACGAGAAAUCCAAAUGUAAAUCUUAAAUAUACCACCCAAAAACAUCUUUACCAGCUUGCUACAGUUACCAAUAUAUCAGAAUAACUAAAUGUCUGCAUUAAGUCUUGUCUUUUUGCUGAUUUCUAUUUACCCAUGCUGUUUCAAUCUUCAGGAAGACUUCUCUAAAAUCCAUAAUUUUUUCCUAUUAAAACUCUUUAAAAGCAUCACUACAUUAACUCAAUAAUUUGUGAAACUCAUACAUUUUUGUAUCAAAGCCUGAGAUUUCAAAUGGAAAAUUUAAUUAAUUGUUUCCAAAGCAAAAUAUUUAUUUCUUAGUAAUUCUCAGGUGUAAAUGUAUGUAUGACCUUUGAUUGUCUUAAUUCAUUGAACCUAAUUUAAAAAUAAAUAUUCCAAUGGCUACACAUAAAGUGUGUUCAUAUAUACUUUAUCUGUUAAUGGUUAGUGCCACAGUUCAAGUAGUUAUCUUAAUUGUUGUUUAUCUGUGUUUACUUGUACAGUUGUAUCUAUUCUUUCAUUACUAUGUUGUAAGGUCUAAGUUGUGUUGUGAAUGUGGAGUGAAAGUAAAAUAAUUAUUUUAAGUCUAGUUUAAUUGGUAAUUUAUUUUGGUUGAUGUGUUGUAUAGUCAGGGGGACAAUUUGACAUAGAUGCUGUUAGAUAAUGUUUAAGCUAUUAGCUUAAGCCUUAAUACAAUAAAAAUAUUGUUUAGUUAUCUAAAAUUAUUGGAGUAAGAUCCAAGAAUGACACUGCAGAAAUACUUUGUUCAGGCUACAAAACAUUAUUUAUGCAGACACCGCAUAAUACAGUCAAAACAAACAUACUGUGAACUACGCCACUCAUACAGUAGUGGAGCAAGGAAGUACACAGACAGGCAUGAAUGGGUGACUGUCGACAAGGAAAUAGGCACUGUGGGCAUCAGCAAAUAUGCUCAAGAAUCAUUAGGUGAUGUGGUCUUUGCACAACUACCAGAUCCAGGAAUGAAACUAAUAGCUGGUGAUGAAUGUGGUGCACUAGAAAGUGUUAAGGCAGCUAGUGAAAUAUAUUCUCCCUUAUCUGGUACUGUGACAGAGAAAAAUAAAGAUGUGGAAGCAAAACCAGGGUUAAUAAACACAUCUUGUUAUGAGAAAGGUUGGUUGUACAAGCUAAGGUUGAGUAAACCUGAAGAGUUAAAUGAACUCAUGGACGAAGAACAGUACGAUAAGUUCUUGAAAACGGAUGUUGAAAAAGAUGAUGCAUAGAUUUCAUGUCGAUUUAUUUAUUUAGUUGAAACCAAAAAGCUGUAAAAGCAUUAUCUGUUAUUGAUACUGAUUAAAAACCUUAUUAUAUUCACUUA